Messenger RNA from Acanthoscelides obtectus, 852 nucleotides. NCBI's taxonomy places the organism in Eukaryota, Metazoa, Arthropoda, Insecta, Coleoptera, Chrysomelidae. The record is from the annotation of a GenBank genome assembly.
AUUACAUCUUACUGUGAUUUCUGAAACACCAAUGUUUUGCGUAAGUCUCCCGGUCAUAGAAUGUGUACACUAUUCAAUGGUAUCAGUAACCCAAUUUAAUAACACUAAAUCUCGCGUCAUCAAAUUUUACCUUGAUGAAGUUGUAAGCCUGUUAUCAUAGACAUUGUGCGAAGAUUCAGAGUGCAUUCUGACGAGGAGUUGAGAGCAUUGUCGCUCACACAUAAUUUUGCAUUUAUAUUAGAGAGACUACCAAGCCAUAACUAUGCUGUUGGGCCUUUUCUAAAGGAAGAUGUUAUGGAUAACUUUCAUCUGAUGCAAGAAGAGUUCUAUUUCGGGUUAUGUUGUUAUAUGCUGAGGAAAAGUUCUGCUCUGACACCUAUGUUAAACGAUUUCAUCUUGAGGGUGGUUGAAUCUGGACUGGCUUAUUACUGGGAGAGCGAGGGAGCGUUACUAUACAUGGACUCAAACGUGCAGAAGGCUAUGAGAUACGACCGACGGCAGCAGACAGUACACAAGCUGAAACUUACAAAUGUAGAGGGCGCUUUUGCUAUACUGUGUCUUGGUCACUUAAUAAGCUUGAUAGUGUUUUUCGUUGAACUACUUGUAUUUCGCCGUGAAAAUACAGAAAAGCAACAAACUUCAUUACCAAUCUAGUCAAUUAUGUUGUUAUAACAAGUUACGCAUAUUGUCCGAAUUAAAAUGGAGCCAUAAAGAGGGUUUUAUGCAAUUCAUAUCUGCUAUCCUUUUAAAGACUUUUCAGUUCAGUGCACUCUAAUGUCACAUUAGCUUUAUAAAUGUAUCUGACUCUUAGUUGUAUUGUAUAGUACAGUAUCACAUAUCUGUGAAACAUCC